Molecule: messenger RNA, 1451 nt
Organism: Diatraea saccharalis (sugarcane borer)
Lineage: Eukaryota; Metazoa; Arthropoda; Insecta; Lepidoptera; Crambidae
Source: the annotation of a GenBank genome assembly
GCAGAAUUGUGCGAAAUGCGCAGAUAAGCCAUUAAUUAAAAAAGAAAAAGUCACAAAAGUGUUGUUGUUUUUCGGAGGUGUCAUGGUAUUUUAAUAAAUACUAUUUUAGUUAUAUCCGCUUAAACUUUUGAAAAUGAGCGAUAAAGAAUCAAAAUCUGACGAAAAGAUACCUAUUGUUAUAAAAAAUGCUACAGAUUUACAAAGGUUAAAGCUUGAGAAGCUAAUGAAAAAUCCACAUAAGCCAGUGGUUCUACCAGAACCGCCACGACUGAAAUCAUUGGCACCACCUCCAGAUUUUGUGCGGAAUGUUAUGGGUUCGAGUGCAGGAGCAGGCUCUGGGGAGUUUCAUGUGUAUAGACAUCUAAGAAGAAAAGAGUAUGCACGUCAAAAAUUUAUUCAAGAAAAAAGCGAAAAGGAAAAGCUGGAUGAAGAGUAUCAUAUGAAAAUAGAGGAAAAUAGAAAACUUGCUGAAGAAAAGACCGCAAAGAAAAGGGCGAAGCGGUUAAAGAAAAAAAAGAAUGCAAAAAUGAAAAGAAAACUUUCCGAAUGUGAUAAAAAGGAGCAAGCAGGUUCAUCACAAUCCGAUGAUAACAGCAGUAAUGAAGAUGAGGAAAAAGUGGAAGAAAAUAAAAAUGAAACUAAAGACAACCAUUGAAGUUAUUAAAUUGUUUACUAAUAAAGAAUUAUUUUAUAAGAUAUUUUUUUAAUAUAAAUUAUUAAUUUAUUUGUAUAAUAAUAGGACUGUUGUUAAAUGGAAACUGAAUAACUAUAAUAUGCUGGUGUUGGUGAUAAAGAUGCAGUGAUAUCAAUUGCACUGUCGUUCUCCAUUCUGUUCCAUGAUAUUUUAGAUGAGCUUUCUAUUGUAUUCUCCUUUUUAUCAUGACAAUAUGCCAGAAAUGGUGAUGUGAGGACAAACCUGGUAAAAUAUUAAGUAGGUAUAUUACAUUACUGAUUGAUGCCACCAUCAUUUAAUAGCCUAUUUUAUAGUAUUAUACUUGAAUUUUCUCUUUUAGAAUACAUUCGUAUUUGUUGCGGUUCACAUGAGGUCUUGAGGUGGGUUCACAAAAAUAUAUAAAUCAAAUAAAGUUUUACAUACCCUGUUAGUAGCAAUGUAAUAAAUCCAAAUAAAGCGACAACGCAUUGCCACAGUUCAAACAUUGUAGUAUAGUAAUAUUAUAGGGAACGUGUUAAGUUUCACUGUCGUUUUACCCAUGGAAGAAAUUAAAGAAACUGGAAGUCUAACUAAGGCGGUGGUUAAUUUUGUUGACGUUUUUUCCUACCCGCCUUGUAGUUCACAUAAAGUAAAUAAACGUUUUGUAUUCUACCUUCAUUACACUACUGUUACUACAUGUUCUUUUGUUUUGUUGUUUCUAUUCUUUUUAUUUUACUAGCUUUCUACCUGCGACUUCACACCGCAAUUUUUUUAAUACUUCACAUUUAAGAGUAUGUUU